Messenger RNA from Puma concolor (puma), 1059 nucleotides. Lineage: Eukaryota; Metazoa; Chordata; Mammalia; Carnivora; Felidae. The record is from RefSeq and is a predicted model, not a curated record.
AUGACGCUGAGACUUUUAGAAGACUGGUGCAGGGGGAUGGAUGUGAACCCUCGGAAAGCGCUGUUGAUUGCCGGCAUCCCCCCGACCUGCACUGUGGCGGAAAUCGAGGAGGCUCUGCGGGCUGGUUUAGCGCCCUUGGGCGAGUACUCACUGCUGGGGAGGAUGUUCCGGCGGGUGGAGAACUGGAAUGUAGCCUUAGUAGGGCUAACCGAGGAGACUAGUCAUGCUCUGGUCCCUAAGGAGAUCCCUGGAAAAGGGGGUGUCUGGAGAGUGAUCUUUAAGCCUCCGGACCCGGAUAAUGAAUUUUUAAGCAGGUUAAACGAAUUCUUAGAGGGAGAGGGUACAACACUGGGUGAGUUGACCAGAGCUCUUGGAUAUGGAAACGACCGUUCCGACCUAGACCAGGACAGGAUCCCAGAAAUACAGGCCCCUAUGUUGGCACAGGCCUUAGAUGAGGCUCUUCAGCCUGCCCUGCAAUACCUGAAAUACAAAAAGCUGAGAGUGUUCUCAGGCAGCGAUCCUCCAGAACCAGGAGAAGAAGAAUUUGAAUCUUGGCUGUUUCAUACCACUCAGAUGAUGAAGACAUGGCAGGUGUCAGAUGCAGAGAAAAGAAGGCGAUUGCUAGAGAGCCUUAGAGGCCCAGCAUUUGAUGUUAUUCGAGUCCUUAAGAUAAACAAUCCUUCCAUUACAGUCGCUGAAUGCCUGCGGGCCCUUGAGCAGGUUUUUGGGGUUAUCGACAAUCCUAGGGAAUUGCAGGUCAGAUAUCUGACCACUUAUCAGAAGGAUGAAGAAAAACUGUCUGCUUACGUGUUAAGGUUGGAGCCUUUAUUACAGAAGCUGGUAGAGAGAGGAGCAAUCGAGAAAGAUGUUGUGAAUCAGGCCCGCCUAGACCAAAUCUUUGCCGGAGCAAUCCACAGAACGCUUCGCAGGAAGCUUCCCGUGCCAAAGGAAGGCCCCGCCCCUGGCUUUUUGGAAUUACUGGCACUGAUAAAGGAUGAAGAGGCAGCUGAGGAGGAGGAGGCCCUUCUCCAGGCAGGGUUAAAAAGGCAUUUCUCCUGA